AUGGCCCGUUUUUUCUACCACGAUAACAAAGACACUCCUGAGGACUUUACGGAUGAACACGACUCGGGGCAACCAGUUUCUGAAGAGACUCUUCUGAAAUUAGGCGUGUUUUAUCGCAAAAUCUCAUCGAUGGAUGAACUCAAUGCCAUUGCCAAAGAGCGCGGAUACAAGAAUAGAGACCAAGUUAUUCUCAAUUUGGACUCGUUUGGAGGUGAUGUGAAUGCGUUCAACUCCAAAAUGAAAACGUUCUACACCGAGCAUUACCAUGAAGACGAAGAAAUUAGAUAUAUCGUAGAUGGAGAGGGAUACUUUGAUGUUCGCGGAAAGGAUGAAAAAUGGAUCCGAGCCCAACUCAGUCCCAACGACUUGUUGGUGUUGCCCGCCGGUAUAUACCAUCGUUUCACAUUGAGCAGCAACUUGAGGGAGAUAACGGCCAUCCGGUUGUUCAAAGAUGAGCCCAAAUGGGAGGCCAUCAACCGUGAUUCUGGAAGAGUCAGUGACGCCAGAACCGAAUAUGUCCAGUCGAUCAGCGUAUGA
Molecule: messenger RNA, 537 nt
Organism: Meyerozyma guilliermondii ATCC 6260
Lineage: Eukaryota; Fungi; Ascomycota; Pichiomycetes; Serinales; Debaryomycetaceae
Product: acireductone dioxygenase (Ni2+-requiring)
Exons: 1
Coding region: 1-537 (178 amino acids)
Molecular function (GO): acireductone dioxygenase [iron(II)-requiring] activity
Source: RefSeq, a predicted model, not a curated record